Molecule: messenger RNA, 1061 nt
Organism: Lotus japonicus
Lineage: Eukaryota; Viridiplantae; Streptophyta; Magnoliopsida; Fabales; Fabaceae
Exons: 1
Coding region: 221-925 (234 amino acids)
Source: RefSeq, a predicted model, not a curated record
UAAGUUGGAACAAUCCACGUGAGAAAAGAUAGCGUCCAAGUCAGAGUAAACCGCACAUUACCGCCCUCGAUUUUGAACGCGUUACUUACCAAUAACUAUCAUUCUCUUCUUCUUAUUUUUAUUUGAUAAGCUUCUCUCAUCUCAUUCAUCUUCAUCCGAAUCAUCGAACCAAAUCCUUCGUCUCGAGUUUCGAGCUUUCUUCUAUGUGCCAUCUCCUCAGAUGGCGGCGUCAUCUCUCAGAAUCGCGUGCGGCGGAAGCAACCGCGAAAUCGGAAUGCAGAAGAGGUGCAAUUGCAAUCUCACCCGCGCAUUACCGCCUUCUUUAAUCGUGGUUGGCGGGAAGAAUCCCCGAUCGGUGGUGAGGAAGGGGAGGUUAUCGGCGGCGACGGUGAGGGUGAGGGGACAGGGGAGCCUUGUGAGCUCGAGGAAGCGGGAGAGAGGUGCGAAGGAUGCGGUUGAGGCGCAGGAGAGGUUGGAUCGGUGGAUGAGGGAUUCGGUGGGGGAGAUUGUGAAGAAUUUGAGGGAGGCGCCGUUGCUGGUGCAGGUUUUCUCUGAGAGGGCGCCGGUGGCGAUGGAGAAGAAGGUGGUGGUGGAGGAUUGGGCGGCGGUGAAGGAGAGGUGGGAGGCCGGUGAGGCGCCGAUGCCGGAGGGGGUUAUAUUCGUGGAGGAGUUGGAUGAGGAGGAGGCGGCGGCGUCGACGGAGAGGACGACGAGGGUGUGGGGGGUUGUGGUUCAAGGGAAAGGUGUUGGGUCCGGUCCGGUUUGUUAUUUACUGAAGACGAGCCAGGCCGGGUCUGGACCCGGUCCAGGAAUGGGUAUAUUGUCGACCCACUUUUGUUUGAUUCGAGUGAAGAGUUUCAGGGAAAGCGCACGAUCGCAGUUGAAGAAUUGUUGGUUGUUGCAGAGUCAAUGGCAACAACACUAGUGAUGAUCAUGUUGCUGAUUGUUUAGAGAUAUAUUAAUUUUUGUACAGAUUUCUUGAAAAAAAUAUUAAUUAUUUCUCCACUGUAAUUGUAGCAAAUUGUGGAUCUGCAAUGUAUAGAGUGAUCAAUUUUAUCAAA